UUUCCAGUGUGACGUAGACUUUUCCUCCGCUCGAUCUCACCGUUACCCGGGGCAACAGCUGAGUCGUCGGCGAAAGGAUGCCUGUGUAAGUAGGCCCACAGCAGGGCCACGGGUGACCAGACCGCCCAUAACAGAAAAGAUUGGAUGCCUAAAGCUGCAAGAAUAAGACCAGAAUUUUCAGGAGAGUUACUGUACCCAACAAUUCAGAUAUGGCGGAAGUGAAGUCAAUGUUCCGAGAAGUUCUUCCAAAACAAGGGCAGUUGUCUGUAGAAGAUGUAACCACUAUGGUGCUGUGUAAACCCAGAAUUUUACCCUUGAAAUCUCUGACUCUGGAAAAACUGGAAAAAAUGCAGCAAGCAGCACAAGAUACAAUUCGCAAACAAGAAAUGGCAGAAAAGGAACAGCAAAUAACCCACUGACCAAUACCCAGCACUCUAGAGAAGACACUCCCUUUCAAGUUACUUAAAAUAUUCUGCAUCUCUAUGCUGAACAUAGUAUUCGCUAAUAAAACUAAGUAUUCCUCUAUGUAAAAAUAAAGAUUGGGAACAUUUGUGAA
Perognathus longimembris pacificus (Pacific pocket mouse) is the source of this 556-nucleotide messenger RNA. RefSeq names its product BBSome interacting protein 1 (gene Bbip1). The record is from RefSeq and is a predicted model, not a curated record. Gene Ontology annotation, cellular component: BBSome. The coding region runs from base 210 to 419 and encodes 69 amino acids. Gene Ontology annotation, biological process: receptor localization to non-motile cilium; cilium assembly. The transcript has 4 exons. Lineage: Eukaryota; Metazoa; Chordata; Mammalia; Rodentia; Heteromyidae.